AGCGGGUGUGGUGGUUCAUGUUAACAGAACGAUAUUCGGCCCCCGUGGAACUACGUUACCCAGAGUCCCUCGCUUUCACGUCGUAAACCGACGUAGAGGUCGAAACAAAACCGGCUAGGGAAAGUCAGGCAACGCGUGUGGUGUAGACACUGAGCCUCUGAUGGCUGGUCGACUCCUCAAAGUCUCCUCUCUGGCUACUGUGGCAUUUGCCUCGUCUGGGUUUUAUCUGUAUAGCAGACAGCUGGACCUCAAUGACCUCAGUAUCAUCCGCUUUGGACGAGCCGCUGCCACUACGGUGGUUAUCAGCUACGACUAUCUGACUGCUUUCCAACAUGUGGAACACGGCACAGAGGAAUACUGGGCGCUCAAGUCCAAGGUUCACCGGCGGUCAGCAGAGCGUCUCCUAGAUUUGUGCUGUGCCAAUCGUGGCACUUUCAUCAAGGUGGGCCAGCACCUUGGUGCUCUGGACUACCUGCUGCCUGAGGAGUACACAUCCACGCUGAAGGUGCUUCACAGCCGAGCUCCUCAGAGCAGCAUGGAGCAGAUCCAGCAGGUCAUCAGAGAAGACCUCGGUAAGGAGCUGUCCGAGUUAUUUGUCUCCUUUGAGGAGAAGCCUCAGGGUGCAGCCUCCUUAGCUCAGGUCCACAAGGCAGUGCUUCAUGAUGGGAGGACAGUGGCUGUCAAGGUCCAACACCCAAAAGUCCAGAGACAAAGCUCCAAGGACAUAGUGGUGAUGGAGGUAUUGUUGAGGGCAGUCAAUAAGGUCUUCCCUGACUUUGCCUUCAUGUGGUUGGUGGAAGAGGCCAAGAAGAACAUGCCACUGGAGCUGGACUUCCUUAAUGAGGGACACAAUGCAGAGAGGGUGGCCAGAAUGCUGGCCCACUACCCCUUCCUCAAGGUUCCCACAAUCCACUGGGAUCUGUCAACAAAGAGGAUCCUGACCAUGGACUUUGCUGAGGGCGGCCAGGUCAACGACAAAGACUACAUGAAGAGACACUGCAUCAACGUCAAUGAGAUCUCAGAGAGCCUGGGUAAGAUGUACAGUGAGAUGAUCUUCGUCCACGGCUUUGUUCACUGUGACCCGCAUCCAGGCAACGUGUUGGUCCGAAAGUGUCCCCAGAACAAGAAGACAGAGAUUGUCCUGCUUGAUCACGGCCUUUAUCAGAUCCUGAAACCAGACUUCCGGUUGGACUACUGUCGGCUGUGGCAGGCUCUGAUUAACAGCGACAUGUCCAAGGUAGAGCGUUACAGCCGCAGACUGGGAGCCGGAGAUCUGUAUCCGCUUUUUGCCUGCGUCCUUACUGCUCGCUCUUGGACCGCAGUCAAUGCUGGCAUCAGCUCUGUGCCUGUCACAAACUCUGAGGAUGUUGAGAUUCGGACGAACGCAGCUCUGUACCUGCCCCAGAUCAGCGAGCUCUUGAAUCGAGUGCCCCGUCAGAUGCUGUUGCUGCUGAAGACCAAUGACCUGCUGAGGGGCAUUGAGACCACCUUACAGACCAGAGCCUCCUCCUCAUCCUUCAUCAACAUGUCCCGCUGCUGCAUACGUGCCCUGGCCAGGCACAAGAAGAGUAAGGCUCAGUCCAGCAGGAGGCGUUUGCAGAUAAAGUUGGCUGAAUCUCUCAGCCUGGGGAAACUCACUCUCUAUGAACUGUUUCUGUGGGUGAAGAGCUUCAUGUCAGUACACUGGCUCACUACUCUGCUGCCAUUUCUGCACUGACACACAUGGACUUCAGACUGGAACAUCAGCAACACAUCGCAAAAGAUGACUACUGGCUGGUUUGUAAAACAUUGUAUAAUAAAACAUUUAAAUAUGUGCCCAAACACACACACACACGGCCAAUACACGCUGAGGUUUUUUAACACCAGGACUGUCAAGAUCACAACUUUUACAACAUGGGCUGAUGUCGUUUUUCUCAUGAUUAUAUCAUAAUUAUGUUUCUUUUAUUUAAGAUAAGUCAAUUUUUGUUUUAUUUGUUACUAUUAUUUAAGUUCAGAACAUACUGUCAGAUAAUUAUUUCUCUCUUAAAUUUAUCUUAUGUACAAUAUUUAUUGUGCAUGAGUUUAAAAUCAGCCAUAAAUGGUGCUCGAAGAAAUAAUGUGUGUGGAUUAACUGCAGUUUGUCAAGUAAUAAGUUAAGUAAGUUCCAGCACAUUACUGAAGCCACUGAGCCGUUCCUGACACCAGCACCAUACACUGACAUGAGAUUCUCAUUCUCAUCCAUCUCAUUUCAGUUUCAGUAAAAAAACAGUUCCCCACGUUUUCACUUUAAUUUUAAAAAAAUAUAAUAUAUACAAAUGUUACCUCUGGAAGAAGCUGGACCACUUAUUCAUCCGCACUCCUUAACUAAAUACCUCAGAAUGCAGUUUGUGUCAAGUUGCAUCUGUUUUAGGUGCAAUAACACCCUUGUUAUUGUCAUUAUAUUAUAACGGGUUAUGUUUACUGUUUCAUUGUUACUGUUGUAUCUUGGUUAAAUACUGUACACUCAUUACACACAAGUUUGUAUUACUAUUGGUUUCAGUGUCGUGAACUGAAUUGUGAUCACUGACAGUGAGAUAUCUCUCUUCCUGUCACUGAGAAGCGUUGAUGUGAUUUGCGUUGGUCGGUUUAAUAUAGAACCUGACUUAUUGCGUAUCUGUCUUUCCUCUCUGACCAUGCCUUUUUUUUUUCUUCAGAAACUGGCUUGAAUUCAAUUUUUUGUCUUGCCCCAUCUUUGUCUCAUAUAUACUUUGUGAGCUCUUGUUUUCUAAUCAGUGAAAAAAAGAUCACCGUUGGUUUUUUCGCACAUUUUCAGGCUAAAUAAUCUCAAUGUCACACCAAAUUUACAACCUGUGCUUUGUUCUUAUGAAAGGCAGUCACAGUCAUCUUCGGCCACUCUUGAAAACAUUCACGCUGUAUUGUUGACUUCAUACCAGUUGUUGAACGUCUGUUGUUUGGUUACAGUUAUGCAGUUUUCAUAUGGGGAUGAAAACAUCCCCAUAUGAGCAUCACAAAGUAAAUUGAGCAUCACAAAGUAAAAGCACUAUGUAACUGUCUAAAACACUGUUUUUUCCCCUCCAAAACAUAUUUUGUGCAUUAGCCACUGUGUGUCACAACUGCAGAUGAUCUGUGGACCUACCUGUCGUAUCACGUUUGUCUCAUUCAGGAACAGUGCUGUAAAGUCAGAGUCAUGUCAGAAGGAUUUGCUGCAGGAUCUGAGUUCACAAACUUUGUCACAAUUCUAAGGCUACAUCCAUUGGACGAAGUUUUGUUUUGAAAACAGCGUUUUCUCUGUCAAUCUCUGUCCACACAAGCAUUUUGGAAAGGAUUCGAUCAGCAAAUGGUUUUGUGUGUCUCCUUCAUAGAUUCAAAACAUUUGUCUUUCUGGCUGUCCAGACUAAAACUUGUGGCUUGUAUAGUCAACUGUACUUGUCACUGAUAAUGCAAAAUGAGUUACAGCAAUAAACAGGUUAUUAAUUAUGUAGGGGAUCGAGAAGGGAGACCAGUGUCAGUUUUAGCAUAUCACCUAGGAUGUGACAAAUGACACACCCCCUCUUCAAUCAACUUCUUCUCAUAUCUGUAUUCAUUUUUCUCUCCACAUAAGCUGAAUUUGUGUACAAAGAACCAUAGACUGUGUAUAACGAUCAACAACACAAGGACUUCUUAAACUGAAGCGAAAUCCUCUCCAUCACCCCCUGGUGGAUGGCUGCAGUUUAGUCUAUAUUCCCACCUCCUCCCUCCUGGUCCAAAGGAACAGAAACGCUAGACAUUUUCGACAAACAAACAUCGAAAGUGAAAAGAUAAUUUUGAGUGUAUAUUCUGCUAUUCUCCAAAUAUCUAAAAGAGCAGCUCCGGCCCACCUGAGACGGUUUCUGUCAUUUUAGGAAGUUCACAUUGAUUUAUGUACCAUCCAGGAUAUAUUCACUUAAGAAGUGGAGAUGUGCCAUCCAUCUUUACAUACAGUCACUGCCAAGAACAGAAAGUGCACUUGUUGGAAGAUCUGCUGACAUAUUCAGAGAGUCAGAGGCUGCUCAGAUGAUGUUUUGAAAUUCUGAAAGCAAACUAUACUACAAAUGAAGGGGGGAACAACCUGUAACCUAAAAUACAUAUUGUAGACUUUUUAUGAUGUAAGAGGAGAGAACCCCCCCCCCCAAAAAAAAAAAAGCAGACAGGCCUGAAAAGCUUAGAAGGAAAGGUUCAAAAGACAACUGUGGAAGAGGAGGAGAGGUGGAGAGAACAAAUCAGAAAAGAGGUGUAUAAAAAGUUGGUGAAAAAAAUAAACGUCCAAAUUCUUAAUUCAACUUUCUUUUUAGUCUCCUUUCCAUUUAAUUCCAUAAACCACAGGGAUCAUUAUUGUCAUGUCCUGUUUUGUGUGAAGUUUAUUGAAGAUUGAUAAUGUUAGUUCAGACAAUGGGUUUUGUUUUUUUCGAGUUGAAAAUGACUUGGUUUGUGGGUAAGAUCAUUAACCAGUGUUUGAUUUAUUUAUAUAAUUAUUAAAAAUUAUAAUAUGUAAAUUCACCAAAUAAAAUGUCUAAAACAU
Platichthys flesus (European flounder) is the source of this 4516-nucleotide messenger RNA. RefSeq names its product aarF domain containing kinase 1 (gene adck1). Gene Ontology annotation, biological process: lipid homeostasis; mitochondrion organization. NCBI's taxonomy places the organism in Eukaryota, Metazoa, Chordata, Actinopteri, Pleuronectiformes, Pleuronectidae. The record is from RefSeq and is a predicted model, not a curated record. The transcript is spliced from 11 exons. Gene Ontology annotation, cellular component: mitochondrial inner membrane. The coding region runs from base 161 to 1717 and encodes 518 amino acids.